ACCUCCCUCUAGAUGAAAUUUGUCAAUCGACUGGUGACAGACCGUGUACUCUGGACAUACGCAGGUUCUCAGCUGAGGGUAUCUUCCCUUGUUUAUGUAUGUGUGACCCUGUCAGACUGCUGAACAAGRGGUCAAGGCAAAGUGAGUCUACACAACUAAGCAAGCAAGGAAAGUAAACACACCACAGACACACGCACACACACACACACAUAUUAACAGGCACAUUAUUCACAUACACACAUACAAAUACACACAUCUACACAGACGUCGGGUCCAUCCAGACGCCCUCCAUCAGCGAUGAUGACGUCUCCACUGCUUCGCCCAUCAUUGCAUCACUUCCUGUCGCUGAGGCUGUUGGGUACUGCGGGUACCGCGGCCCCAAGGACAGGGGAGCGGUUGGCAGUGGCACCGUCACAGGGGUUUGCAGCGGACGCCCUCCACGCUGCGUUGACCUUUGAGGACCCCAGCGCCUUCAGGGUAAAGAGCUUUGGGGAGCUUCUCCGAGCAUUAGGGGUGUUCCAACUCUGCUCUGUCCCAGUGCUGGUCAACAACUGUGGGAAGCUCAUGUCUGUAGCGCGGACUCUGCUCGGGAAAAGGGGGUUUGCCCUGCUCKUGCGGCCCUCUGUAUAUGCUCAGUUUGUGGCCGGGGAGAGUGAGGGCGAGAUCACCCAUUCCAUGGAGAAGAUGAGCACCCUGGGACUCCGCCCCAUGCUGGCUGUGCCCAUUGAAGAGGACCUGGGAGAGAGCACUGGGGAGCGACGGUACAACGACAACCUGGCGUCCAUGUUGGAAUGUGUCGACAUGUCCCAUAACAAUGCAUGGAGCAAAGAUCCCAUGAUGCAGCUGAAGAUCACUGCCUUGCUCAGUCCAGAGCUGUGUGUGAAGCUAACAACCCUGCUCUCAGAACAACAGUAUGACCUAGACCUCCUAGUCAGAGCCAUGGACGGAGAGUACAUGAACCCCGCCCUCUCGCUCGUCACCCAUGGCCAUGAUGAAGAAGUUCAACCAAGAUGGCGCUGGAUCUGGAACACCUACCUAGUGUUACCUAAGUCUUCCUCUCACCCCUCUUCCUGUUUCGCCCUUCAUUACUUUCUCUCUGUUUCUCCCCCCUCUGUCUUCCUGUCCCUUCAGGAAUCGCGGUCUCUCCUGCUCGAGGCCGUCCGCCUGUCCAUCAGCGAGUCCUUCUGUCUGGGUGUGAAGCUUGUGAGAGGGGCGUACAUGGACAAAGAAAGGAAACUGGCCAAUAGUGAGGGGUGGUCAGAACCUGUUCACGAAUCCUGGGAGCACACCAAUGACAGUUAUAACGGAUCGUUGGACAUCCUGCUGGAACUCAUCUCCCGGGACCCUCAGCGRUACCGGAUCAUAGUCGCCACGCACAACGAGGAGUCCGUCAGGCGUGCAGUUCAACGGAUGGGAGAGCUGGGAAUAGACAAAGAUGGUGGAUCUGUGUGUUUUGGUCAACUGUUGGGGAUGUGUGACCAUGUGUCUCUCACUCUCGCCCAGCAGGGUUACUUAGUGUACAAGUCGGUGCCAUAUGGCUCGGUGGACAGCACCCUGCCCUACCUGGUGCGCCGUGCCCAGGAGAACCGUACCGUGCUGCAGGGCAUCCGCAAGGAGAGAGACCUCCUGAGACUGGAGCUCCACAGGAGGCUGCGGCAGGGGCUCAGACAGGGAAGAUAGGGGUAGGGAGGAUGGGGAAGCGGGGAUGGUGUGGGCUAAAUUWGCAUUAAAGACCGUCAAUUCAGGAAGUAAACUGAAACUCUUAUUCAAUCAUUUUAAAAAGGCCAUCUACUUUUACUGAUUUCUCAAUAAAGGAUAAACAAAUUA
Molecule: messenger RNA, 1827 nt
Organism: Salvelinus sp. IW2-2015
Lineage: Eukaryota; Metazoa; Chordata; Actinopteri; Salmoniformes; Salmonidae
Source: RefSeq, a predicted model, not a curated record